AUGACACAAAGGCUUCAGGAGACUGAAGAGGGGGACACAAAGGAGGGGGAAAAGCUGCUUUCGCACGGGGCUUCUUCUGCUGCUGCUGCCCCAGCUGUUGUUGGUGUUGCUUUGCGUGCCUGUCCCCCUGCUACUGCAGCUGACGCCGACGCUCCUCCUUCGUUGCAGCACUCUCAGGGAAAACACGAGCAGCAGCAGCAGCAGACGCAACAGGUGCUGCAGCAAGAGCGGCAGCAAAAUCAGGUACUGCAGGAAGAGCAACAGCAGCAAGAGCAGGUACUGCAGCAAAAGCAACAGCAGCAACAGCAGGCGCUGCAACACGAGCAGCAGCAGCGGGAAGGCCCUGUAUGGAGGCGCAAACGCCGUUUUCCUUUGCGCUGA
This is a messenger RNA of Eimeria mitis, 381 nucleotides long. RefSeq lists its product as uncharacterized. The transcript has a single exon. Bases 1 to 381 code for a protein of 126 amino acids. The record is from RefSeq and is a predicted model, not a curated record. NCBI's taxonomy places the organism in Eukaryota, Apicomplexa, Conoidasida, Eucoccidiorida, Eimeriidae.